Messenger RNA from Macrosiphum euphorbiae (potato aphid), 387 nucleotides. NCBI's taxonomy places the organism in Eukaryota, Metazoa, Arthropoda, Insecta, Hemiptera, Aphididae. The record is from the annotation of a GenBank genome assembly.
AUGGCCGGUGGUAAAGCGGGCAAAGAUUCCGGUAAAUCCAAGGCGAAAGCGGUGUCCAGGUCCGCCAGAGCAGGCUUACAGUUUCCAGUGGGAAGAAUUCACCGUCAUCUAAAAAAUCGUACUACAAGUCAUGGUCGUGUUGGAGCUACAGCCGCUGUUUACAGUGCUGCCAUCUUAGAAUAUUUGACUGCUGAAGUACUUGAAUUGGCUGGCAAUGCGUCUAAGGAUUUAAAAGUGAAACGUAUUACGCCACGUCAUUUGCAACUUGCCAUCAGAGGAGACGAAGAAUUAGACACACUCAUUAGAGCUACAAUUGCAGGAGGAGGUGUUAUCCCUCAUAUCCACAAAUCCCUCAUCGGUAAAAAGGGAUCUCAAAAACCACAGUAA